AUGAGCCAGAGAUGGUACUUUGCAUACAAGACGACAUCUGGAUGUAAUCUGACUGAAGUCAAUGUGGAAGGAAAUGACAAAUACAACACGGCUAACUUCACGCUAAAAAUAACCAAUCUGACAGAGAGUGAUGCAAAGAUUUACUGCUACGGUGACAAAACAAACCCACAGUCGUGCUGGGAAAAUGCUGUCAACCUCCAAGUGACAGACGUGCAGGUAAAGGUGCUUCCUUCAACACAGGGUGAGGCAGUGACACUGGUGUGUAGCACCAGCUGUUCUCUGACUAAUUACACCUGGUAUAAAAACACAAAGUAUGUCUAUGAGGACGCAUCUCCCUGGUACCAAGAGCUGGUCAGCAGUGAUGAAGCAGUCACGUACUCCUGUAGUACUAAAGAUUACAAGGAUGUCAGAGCCCCUGAAGUCUCAGGAACAGAUGAAGUGACAUUCUUUUAUCAUCCUUCAACAAAGGUACGUGUUCAAAGGACUCCUCCAAAUGGAGGCCGUGUCAGUCUAACAUGUAACACCAGCUGUUCUCUGUCUGAACCUCAACCUGCCUUCUCAUGGUACAAGAACAGACAAAACGACACUAUUCAGUCUAAAUAUCCCAGCUCUUCUCCCGAUACCUUCUCCUGUGCUGUAAAAGAACAUGAGAGAUUACUUUCUGCUGAAGUUUGUGUUGUAGAAAAGAACUGCUGGACAGUGAACUACGUCAGCAGGAGAAUCUGUGCUCUAGAAGGUUCAUCAGUGAACAUUUCUAGUGAAUAUUCACAUCCUGAGAACCAAAAGCCAAACUUCAAAGUUUGGUAUAAAAUAAAGGAACAAGCUGAAAAUCUGACAGAGGCUGCAGGCCGAGUGGAGUGGAGGGAAACAGAUAAGAAUCACCACAUCCUGACGUUCAAGAAGGUGAAGAAGAAUGACUCAGCAGAAUACGCAUUCAGAGCCCACACAGGCGAACCAGCAGAGAGAAGGUCGGACGUACCAGGAGUGACUCUGGUUGUCACAGACCUGAGAGUGAAGUUUGCUCCUUCUCGGGAGGUGACGGAGGGCGACAGAGUCACACUGACCUGCGCUACCAGCUGUCCCCUGACCAACAACACAAACUACCUUUGGUACCGGAACGGACGACCUCUGACCCCGACAGAGACACACAAGCACCUUGUUCUGGACCCAGUCAGCCGUCAGCAGGCAGGAAGCUACUCCUGUGGAGUCCAAACCCACAAAGACAAGCGCUCGAAAGAAAAGUCUCUCACUGUCCAAAGUCUCAGGAGUGUAUUAGUACCAGUAGCUGCAGGCGCUGCAGCUGUGGUCCUGGUUAUAAUCGCUGUCACUGUCUGCUGCUGGAUCAGAACAAAGAGGACUUUGGAGCAACCUUCCACAAGUGGAGCAGGUGAAAUCACAGUGCAGCAGCUUGAUUCUGGCCCCUUGUAUAACAACAUCUGUGCUCAGCCAACACUUCAGGAGGAGCAUCACUAUGGAAGACUGGUCUUCUCUAAGGACCACACAGAGGAUCUCUACUCCACCAUGAAUGCAGCCGUCUGAACUGAGACCAGUGCUGCUAUAUUGAAGAAAACGUUCCCAGGAUGAAUUUAAUAAGCAGAAGGACAAUAUUAUAGAGAAACACAUGUUCCUCCUGAUUUUCCAGACUUUCAUUGUUUGUUUCUUAGAUUACAGAUUAACCUGUAACAGCUCAGACUAAACAUGGAUCUGACAGGUUGGACUUUAUGAAGCAUCUCUGAUCAAAUGCAGUGAUCUAUAAAGACAUUAGUCUGUUGUCAUGGUUCAUCAGAUGUUGAUUGAUGAGAGUCACUGAUAGCAAAUGCACGUAAACAUAAGGAGGCCUGAAAUUUGUCUUAGGCAGCUGCGUUUUUGUACAGUACUAAUAUAAUAUUAUUGCGAAUAUUGUGUUAACACUGUGAACAGUCAUUAUGUAUUUGUCAGUGCUUCUAUAAAGAACAAGUGAAGACAUUUACAUAUUACAUUUACAAUAAUUUAAAUACUCACUGGAAUCAACAGACAUAAGGCUUCAUGUUGCACCACGAGCCAAUUAAGUGUAAGGAAUACAGUAACGACCUAGAGAAAACACCGAAUAAUGAUAAUGUUCUUUUCUCUACUUGUACCUAAUGUUUUAUUGUAUGUCAUCCUACAUUUUGUAUUGACUGAUGAACUUUGUGCCCCACCUCAUGCUUUCCAUGUAAGAAGAGCAACCAAUUAUAAUAAAAGGAGUGUUGGUUUGACUACACGGAUGCAGGCACCAACCACACACAGACCUGUUGUAAAGAAACUGCUGAUAAUUCAGACAUUUUGAGAGUAAAGUUUUAAUUAUUAUUAAUUGUUAUGUAUUAUAUGUUGUAAACUGUUAAAAGGUUGAUGUAUGAUGAUGUAUGAUAUGUAUAAAAAAAUAU
Molecule: messenger RNA, 2402 nt
Organism: Betta splendens (Siamese fighting fish)
Lineage: Eukaryota; Metazoa; Chordata; Actinopteri; Anabantiformes; Osphronemidae
Product: sialoadhesin-like
Exons: 7
Coding region: 1-1539 (512 amino acids)
Source: RefSeq, a predicted model, not a curated record